AUGAAGUUCCUUGGCGCUGCUGUCGCUGGCUUUGCCAGCCUCCUGUCUCUCCAGGCCACCGCAAGCCCCGUGCCCACCCCGGUCGAGGCCCGCCAGGCCACCGGCACUAUUUCGAACAACGUCAUCUUCUCGCCGCCUUCCAACGCCGGCUGGGUUGACCCUCGUGUUCUGUACGCCCGCACAAUCCAGCUGGAGUCUGGCGACCUGAUCGCGACCUGGGAGAACUACUCCCCUGAGCCUCCCAUCGUCUACUUCCCCAUCUGGCGCUCUCAGGAUGGCGGGGCCACCUGGUCUGAGAUUGGCCGCGUCCAGGAUACCGUCAAUGGCUGGGGCCUCCGCUACCAGCCCAUUCUCUACGAACUUCCCGAGGCUUUUGCCGGAUACCCUGCCGGCACCAUCCUGCUUGCUGGCAACAGCAUUCCGACCGACUUGAGCUUGACCAAGAUUGAUGUUUACGCCAGCACCGAUGGUGGCGUCAAUUGGAACUUCCUUAGCAGCGUCGCCAGUGGAGGCGAGGCCCGUCCGAACAACGGCUUGACCCCCGUUUGGGAACCUCAUUUCUUGCUCCACAACGAGAAGCUCAUCAUUUACUACGCCGACCAGCGCGAUCCCAAGUACGGCCAGAAGCUCUCCCACGAGACCACCACCGACCUCAAGACCUGGAGCGGCGUCGUCAACGACGUCGCUGACGACAGCAGCUACGAGGCCCGCCCCGGCAUGCCCGGCAUCACCAAGCUUCCCAACAACGAUUUUCUUUACGCCUACGAGGUCUGCGGCACUGAUGGCUGCCGCGUGCACUACCGCCUCUCGGCUGACCCUGAGAACCUCAUUGCCGCUACCGGCAUCAGCCUGAUCUCCGAUAGGGGUACUCGCCCCGUCAGCUCUCCCUUUGUCGUCUGGUCCCCCAUUGGCGGUGUCAACGGCACCAUCGUCCUUAGUGGCGGCAGCCAGUCCAACAUCUUCGUCAACAGGGCCCUUGGCGCCUCCAGUGCGUGGGUUGAGUACGCUGUUCCGCAGCCCAACGCCUACUCUCGCUCCCUUGCGGUGCUUGGUGAUGGCAGCAAGUUGGCCAUCAUUGGCGGUGGCAGACUGCCGCCUAGCAGCACCAACCAAGUCAGCAUUAGUGUUGUUGACCUGAAUGCUCUGCUUGGGUUGUAA
This is a messenger RNA of Colletotrichum spaethianum, 1158 nucleotides long. RefSeq lists its product as uncharacterized. NCBI's taxonomy places the organism in Eukaryota, Fungi, Ascomycota, Sordariomycetes, Glomerellales, Glomerellaceae. The transcript has 2 exons. The record is from RefSeq and is a predicted model, not a curated record. Bases 1 to 1158 code for a protein of 385 amino acids.